Molecule: messenger RNA, 1647 nt
Organism: Ruditapes philippinarum (Manila clam)
Lineage: Eukaryota; Metazoa; Mollusca; Bivalvia; Venerida; Veneridae
Product: proteasome assembly chaperone 1-like
Exons: 6
Coding region: 70-894 (274 amino acids)
Biological process (GO): proteasome core complex assembly
Cellular component (GO): endoplasmic reticulum
Molecular function (GO): proteasome binding
Source: RefSeq, a predicted model, not a curated record
GUCGAACUUUCUUGGGCCGAAAUAAAUCAACGUAAAUCCCCAAAUUUAGUACACUGAAACCUUCAUGAAAUGGCAAGUUUCUUUGGAGAAAUUAUUCAGUCACGUUCCAGAGCCGUUGAUGAAGACGAAGAUGAAUUGGACUGUCCAACUAUUUCCACGACAAAUAUAAGAUGGUCUCCUGUAGUGCGAGCGGAAGUUCUCAAAAAACCAGAUGGGAAAUUACCGUGUCAGAGUCUUAUUAUAGCAAUUGGCCCUGCAGCAUCAGCAUUUGCUCAGUCAUACAUCCUCACUGAGAAUUACUAUGUAGUUGGUGCAUUAUUCAGUGGACUGGAAGAUACUGAUAUAAACACAUUUGAUCAGCUGUCACCCACAGACAAGACUUGUUAUAUCUACAGAUGUAGACAAAUUCCAGAUGCAUUUCUCUGCUUGUGUAAAACAGAUGUCAGUCCAGAGCAGUCAUAUUCAUUUACAGAACAGUUAUUUUCCUGCAUCAGUUCCGACUCGCCACAUUUCUAUAUGUCAAUAUUAUGUUCGUGUAUGACAAGCGAGUAUAAAAGUGACGUGCCUGUCUCUGACAUGAAUCCACCAUUUCUCCGAUCACUAAAGACCAACAAAUUUCCUGGAACACCGUUAGGACCAUACCUAGAACAGCCUAAUCUUGUCUCCGGCUUGCCAGCUCAAUUGUUAACAUAUGCACAGAUGAAGGAUCUGAAAACUGUAUUAUACAUUUGUUACACAGAUUCAGUAUAUCCGGACUAUGCCUCUAUAAGGAUAUUCCAUCCUUUACUACAGUCAACCCCAAUUAGAGAUCUUAUACAGGAAAAUCCAAGGGCAGAGGAAGCGUUAAAAAAGAUUGUGGAGCUAUAUUCUGUUCAAAAUGUGAUGUAUUUAUGAUAUUGGGAACACAUUAUUUAUAAAUUAAUUGCACAAACCUUCACGUGUUUGGAUUCCAAGUGCACUUUCGUGUGGACAAAUAUUCAAAGGAAAUUCGAAAAAAGGUUGAAAUUGAAGGACAGUUUUGUUAAAAGAUUUUACAUCAAGGAUUGGAACCAGAAAAAUGGUGUAGUCCAUGGCAGAGUGGUUGAGGGUGUUUACUCUGAACCACUUGCCCCUCACUGCUGUGGAUUCAAUUCCCACCAGGUACUUUCCUGUGAAGCAGCUAUCCAGGUUGCUUAGGGAACGUCGGUGGUACUACUCUGGUACCUGCUUGUGCCUGAAAUAACACACAAAGGGGCUACUAAGGUCUUCCUUAGCCAUUAAAGCUGGAGUCUCACCACAUGACCAGACCAGUGUUGUUGUUAUUUAAAACCAAACAAAUUCUAGGAUAAUUAACUCUGGCAGUGCACACUGUGGAAAAUCCAUACUUGUACUAUUAAUGUAAAGAAAAGCCCACCUGCUGAGUGUCAGGUCCACUGACCAUGGAUUCACUGUAAAUUUAUUUUUUAAAGUAUUGUAUAUAACGGACAGACCAAUCGCAUGGCUUAAGAAAAUUACAUUUUCUCAUUAUUUCUAUUUAAAAGAGAAAGUGUUCAAAAUUCGUAUUUAAAAUGCGAGAUUAAAAAAGGUUCUGUUGCUUGAAUUUGAAUUCCAUUUUGUCUAAUAUUUCAAUAUAGAUCAUGUGAGAUUUGAAAUAAACAAUGAAACAUU